AUGAGCCUCCAUCUACCUCCCCCAGCCUGUGUUGCUGAUAUUGUUAACGACUCAGACUCAGACUCGGUAUCAUCAUCCGACAGCGAGGAUGAGAAUGAUCAGACUUGGGACGACUGGGUAUCCGAUUCAAACGAACAGCAAGAGACCAAGUCUCUGUUCGACGAAACUGUUUUGCCAUCAGUAGAACGCGCUUUGGCUUAUGAUAGUGAAACUCAUCAUUUCAACUUGGAUGAUUUCUGCAAAAAUCUAUCGCUGGAUUUUCAUGGGCGCGUUCGUCUCAUCAACUAUAUCCGGAAAACUAAAGCGAGUCCAUCCGAGGCUCUAAAAUUAGAAGGAAAAGAGCCCUGGUUCCAGUCUGAUGAGUAUCUAGUGCCCGUCGUGGAAAACGACCCUCUCAUACAGGCAUAUGCUCUUGACUGGUCAGACUCCGACGACGACGCGGAUAAGGAUCCAAUGAAGAUGGACCCCAAUCAAAAGGUCAAACUCCUUGAAAAAAAACUUGCUCUCGCUCGACAAAGCCUUUUGGAUUAUCGUGCCUUGAUAGCUGAAAAGCUUAAUAUUUCAAAACAAGUUACAAACGUUGAAGACUUGUCUUCCAAAUUAGAAGCAAUCCCCAAAACUCGUGAUGAUGAUACCCAUUACUUUGAAAGCUAUGGUUCAAAUGAACUUUACGCCUCCACGUAUGCAGAUAUCCACGCAAUUAUGAUUAACGAUAAAGUUAGGACGUCAACAUAUGCUCAUUUCAUUUUGACGAAUCCAAGCCUGUUCCGGGAUGCAAUUGUCCUCGAUGUUGGCUGCGGCACGGGCAUCCUAUCUAUGUUUGCCGCGAGAGCGGGAGCGAAACGGGUCAUUGCUGUAGAUGCCAGCGACAUUGCUCUCAAAGCAGAAAAAAACGUUAUAGCCAAUGGGUUCCAGGAUGUAAUCACCGUCAUCCGAGGAAAGGUCGAAUCCAUUUCUCUCCCUGAAGGCAUUGAUAAAGUUGAUAUCAUUAUUUCUGAGUGGAUGGGAUAUGCUUUGCUAUACGAGUCAAUGUUGGACUCUGUUCUUGUGGCCCGUGAUCGCUUUUUGAAACCGGAAGGUGUCAUGGCUCCAAGCCAGUGUAAGAUGGAGUUUGGUCUUUGUGAUGCGAGCGAAAUACACAAAGAACGGAUAGGGUUCUGGGACGACGUCUAUGGAUUUGACAUGUCGGCGAUGGCCACUGACUUGUACGACGAAGCUAUUGUCGACGUUGUUGGUCCUGAAACCCUCAUGAGUGAACCAUAUACCAUUAAGGACCUCAACAUCGGUACAAUUACCUCUCGAGAACUUGAUUUUACCUCAACAUUCUCCUUAACCUCCACUGCGCAGAGGCGUACCAAGAUAAACUCUUUUAUCCUCUACUUUGACACCUUUUUCACUGCACAUGGUGGGCCAGUUCCACCUGACACCCAGGUGAAACUUGUCAAGGAGGGUGAGCCUGUUUUAGCAGAGUUGUGGCCAGUAGGCGGGAAAUCGGCUCUUCAGAGACGUCAGAGCAUGGGUAAAGAGAAGGAAAAAAUUACUAGCUUCAGCACGGGCCCCCUCAGUGUGCCAACUCAUUGGAAGCAAACUAUCUUCAUGCUUCGAGAACCAAUCACAGUGACCGAGGGUUCGAUUGUUAUCGGAACUUUCAUGUGCAAGAAGAGCACGACUAAUUCGAGGGAGAUGGACGUCGAAAUCCAUUAUUCAGUUAAACAGGAUGCACAAUCCUCCCCUGGCCCUACAACAGUACAGAUGUACAAGGUUCGAUGA
Messenger RNA from Psilocybe cubensis, 1770 nucleotides. RefSeq lists its product as uncharacterized. Gene Ontology annotation, biological process: peptidyl-arginine methylation. Gene Ontology annotation, cellular component: nucleus. The transcript is spliced from 8 exons. Gene Ontology annotation, molecular function: protein-arginine N-methyltransferase activity. The coding region runs from base 1 to 1770 and encodes 589 amino acids. The record is from RefSeq and is a predicted model, not a curated record. NCBI's taxonomy places the organism in Eukaryota, Fungi, Basidiomycota, Agaricomycetes, Agaricales, Agrocybaceae.